Molecule: messenger RNA, 4252 nt
Organism: Danio rerio (zebrafish)
Lineage: Eukaryota; Metazoa; Chordata; Actinopteri; Cypriniformes; Danionidae
Source: RefSeq, a predicted model, not a curated record
GCAUCUCCCUGAUGGCAGCCAUGGGUCUCAAGUUACUCAGGAGGCAUAAGAUUACUGAAAGAGAGAGAGCUUAAACAGAACACAAGGGUGUGCAGAAAUCUGAUUGUAAUGCAGGCUGAGACGAGGAGCGAGGAUAGAGAGGCGAUCAUCCCGGAUCAUACACACUCACUGAAGGACCGUCCGGGCACUCAGAUCUCCCCUGAUCAGGUGACAGUAUCUUGGGAUCCGGCUCUCUGCUGCAGAACCAGCCCGAAUCUUCCCUGAUCUCCUCACACCAGCGGUGCGCAGGUGGCUGGCUGGACCUGUGCUUUUGGCUGCCUGUCUGUCAUUUCAUCCUGGGUUAGGAGCCCGAGCUCAGCCCCAGGGAGGGGAGGGAGGCCAUGGAGGUUCCUCUGGUCAACUUUGAGAACCUGGACGACAUCGGGAUCAAUCUGGGAGACCCGAGUGACUCGGGAUAUCCGACCUCACCCACCUCAGAUGCCCCGGAAGGAAACCAGGGCACCUGUGGCAUGAACUCACCCACACACUCACCCCAGAGAGGAAGACAGCCGAGACACUCACUGACAUCCCCACCAACACUCAGCAAGAAGGGAACCUCCAGCUGCAACAGCCUGAUCUCCAACUGGAAGGUCCUGAUGAGCAGCGAAGGCAGUCCCAACGAGGCUCUGCUGGGAAAAGUAUCCAAGGAUUGUUGCGAGGACUAUUUCACCGAAAAGGAGAAAUUCCAGGAGGGUGAACAAAAAGUGGUCAUCAACGUCUCAGGGAUGAUGUACGAGACAACGCUCAAAACUUUGAAUCAGUUCCCAGAUACUCUACUGGGAGACCCCAUGAAACGGAUUGACUACUUUGACCCCAUGAGGAACGAGUAUUUUUUUGAUCGCAACCGCCCCAGCUUUGAUGGUAUCUUAUACUUCUAUCAGUCUGGAGGAAAGAUUCGGAGGCCAGCGAACGUGCCAUUGGAUGUGUUUGCGGAUGAGAUGGUGUUUUAUCAACUGGGGCAUGAGGUGAUGGAGCAAUUCAGGGAAGACGAAGGUUUCAUUAAAGACCCUGAGCCUCAGCUCCCGACCAGUGAGCUCCACCGGCAAUUUUGGCUGCUCUUUGAGUACCCCGAGAGCUCCAGCGCUGCCAGGUCCGUGGCCUUAGUGUCCGUUUUUGUCAUCACUAUAUCUAUUUGCAUCUUCUGCCUGGAGACGCUCCCAGAAUUCCGUGACGAACGCGAAUUUGUUCCUGCAUUCGUCAAUUUAACCCGGGAUGCCAAUGGCACGCUGCUGUCCCGUCCUCGUCCCCAUAAGAUCUCUGCCUUUACUGACCCCUUCUUUGUGGUGGAGACUGUCUGUAUUAUAUGGUUUUGUUUUGAGCUCGGAGUACGUUUCGUGGUGUGCCCGAGCAAAAGUGAGUUUUUCAGCAAUAUCAUGAAUGUUAUAGACAUUGUGUCCAUUAUGCCCUACUUCAUAACCGUCAUUACGGAACUGAUGGCCACUCAAGAGGAAGAGGAAGAGGACCCCACCGCCAACCAGAACAUGUCUCUGGCCACGCUACGUGUCAUCCGAUUAGUGCGUGUCUUCAGGAUCUUCAAGCUGUCUCGCCAUUCCAAGGGCCUCCAGAUUCUGGGCCAAACCCUGAAGGCCAGCAUGAGGGAGCUGGGUUUGCUUAUUUUCUUCCUCUUCAUUGGCGUCAUCCUCUUCUCCAGUGCCAUUUACUUUGCUGAGGUUGACGAACCUGAUACUCAGUUUGUGAGCAUCCCGGAAGGAUUCUGGUGGGCUGUGGUCACGAUGACAACAGUCGGCUAUGGUGACAUGUGCCCCAUCACGUUGGGGGGUAAGAUGGUUGGGAUCCUCUGUGCCAUCGCUGGCGUGCUGACCAUUGCGCUUCCUGUUCCCGUGAUCGUCUCUAACUUCAACUACUUCUACCAUCGGGAAACGGAGCAAGGCGAAAAAAACAUGAUUGAUGCCGCUGCUGAGGCUGCCGCAAAUCAGAAAAACAGCUCAGAGGAAAAGUAUGAAAGCAAUUACUCGCUGGACAAGAGCAAUGGGAACUGGCAGACGGGAAAAAAUGGCAUUCCAUGAGGAUUAAGGUAUAUUUCGCAUGACUAGCAAUAAUGACUGUACAACAAUGCACUUAGAAACUCUCCGUUUUAUGGUUUGACAACUGCUUAAUUUAGAGUUCUACAUAUAUACCCAAUGCUAUGCAUAUACCAACAGUACCUUUGCAGAAUGUGCUGUUUCAAUGGGAGACCUCAAACAGGAUGCUGUUUUAGCCAAAGGCUGCUAAAAAAACAUCUUAUAGAUGGAUGACUAUAAACCUUGGAGGCACUAUCUACUCAAAGGAAGCAAAAAAUAUUGCAAGGAACAUCCCUUUAAGGCUUUACGGUAACACAAACUGAACUGCACUGAACUGACAAAAAAGGAAUAUGAAUCACAGAACACUUAAGGAAAAAAGACUCAUGUCAUCAUUUGCGAGGCAAACGGCGUUUGACUGAGGUCAAAACAAGCAUUUAAUUAAUAGCGAUUAAGUGCCUGUGUUGCCGAGUCCCUCAAAUUAAUGCCGAGGAAUCAUGAAUCUGCACUCUGAGCAUCCACCCAGCACCACCUUUUGCUGAUGUUGUCGUUCCUUUAUAGAGUUUUGCACUGACAUCACCUUUUGUCCCUGCUGCUUGUGAGAAAAAAAGCUUAUGCCAAACUGUUAUCCAUCUUUCAAUGUCACCGAACGUCUCCUCUAACAGGCCUGGUAGUUGUCAUACAUAAUCAGGUCUGUUUGGAAUUUAAAUACAGUAUCCUACGCAUGCAAGUAUGUUAUAUUUGGAUGACCCACCGUGCUGUGGCAGCAUCAGCCUGCUGCUCGUCCCACAUUUUUUUCUGGUGUUUCUAUUCUGGUCAACACACACACAGAACGAGACACUAGAGCUCUAUCUUUAGGGUGAGUUUUUCUUCUUCCUUUUUUUUAAAGUCUUUGUAUGCUGAGUGAGUUUUUGUACACGCCUUUGCUUGGCAAAUUUUAGUCCAGUAUAACAGUUUCACUAUCUUGUCUCGUUUGACCGAAUGUAUACGACAACAUUGAUGACAGCCAGUAAGAUACAGAGCACUUACUCUUUAACUGAAGGCUUUAUUGGCCUACUAUCAGCCUUAGUCAUUAUGCACAUGGAUAUGUACGGCUGGAAAACGCACAAGACUUUUAGCAUGGAUUUAUAUGGGUUAGCCACUCAAAACAAUACCUGUCGGUCAAAGGAGCACACAUAAAAGAAGCUUUAAUUGGUAACAAGUGUUUUUCUGGAAUAGAUUUUCAUGUAUCACACUGAUUUAAGCUGACUUGAAUGCCAUUAAGGCAGAGUGCAUGAUCGCACAAUGCAUGUACUGUACAGUAAUUAAUGAUCUGCCGCUGCAAAAAAGAUGGAAAAGACUGCAGCACAUAUAUCAUCUAAUCCAGCCUAAAGACUGUAACAAAAGACAUGCAACAUCAGGGCUUUUCUCGCGGACUUAUGCAACGUAACACAUUCAUAUUAUAAAGAGAACAGGAAGAAUUGUUAUUUUACAAGCUUAUUAGUAACAUUCAUAACUACAUGAAAACAAUUACACAACGUUUUAUCAUGGUAUCCUUAAAAUGAGCACUAUCUUUGUCCAUAAUGGAUUUCCAUCAAUGAGAUACUAUUGUCUUUCAUAGGAGUACAAUUUCUGACUUUGGAGUAAGUGUAAGAUCUAUAACACUAAACAAUUUUUCACUAUGCCUGAGCUCAACUACUUUGAGGGAUAGUAACAAAUUGUUGCUAAUUUGCUUACCUUUAACGCAUGCACAAUGUUCAAUUCCAGUAGAUUUUUAACUAACACUGUGGCGCUUGGUUGUUCAUUAAGUGCCAGACAACAUAUAUAUAGGCAAAACAAAAUAACUAAUGAUCCAUUACCACAUAAACAAUACUAUAGUUUGUAGUAAAUACCACAGCUGUUUUAGAACCAUAAAAUGGUAAAGUAAUUGAAUGAAUCUAUUGUGCUGCUUCUAUAGUUACUAUGAUAACACAACAACUAUAGUAAUAUCAAAGACUCUAGAACAGUGGUUCUCAAACAGUUUUCAUCAAAACCACCUCAGAAAACAAGUUGUCUUUGCACUUACCACCAUAAUGAGCAGUAAUAAAGCAGCUAAAGCACUGUACAUUUCAAAAACAAGGCAUAUUAGUUCCUAUUAUGAAGAACAUUUAAAUUAAAAUGUGCGUUUAAAAAGUAAAAAACGGUUGGUUACUCUUCCUAAAAAAGUAAAAAAAGAA